This is a messenger RNA of Corythoichthys intestinalis (scribbled pipefish), 1102 nucleotides long. It is a transcript of the gene prxl2c, whose product is annotated as peroxiredoxin like 2C. The record is from RefSeq and is a predicted model, not a curated record. The transcript has 6 exons. Lineage: Eukaryota; Metazoa; Chordata; Actinopteri; Syngnathiformes; Syngnathidae. Bases 127 to 807 code for a protein of 226 amino acids.
ACGUGAUAUCGUCCGAGCCAUUCCACGCCUUGAUUAGGGGCCAUUAGGCACUCGCCAACUUUUUGCUCGCCAGCUUCAAGCUUGGAAGCCCUGUGUUAUCACUAGGCUAACGUAUCGCAAGAAAAAAUGGCAGAAGAGAAGUCGCCCAUAACUCAACAAAUUCAAAGCGGCACCAGUCGGGGGAGUGGAUCUCCGCUGGUCAGUGUAGACCUCCGAGAAGUGGAAGACUGCGUCAUUUACGACCGCCACGGAACGUGCAUCCCGUUCAAAAGUUUGUUCCAAGACAGGAAGUCGAUCAUCAUCUUUGUGCGGAAUUUCUUAUGUUACAGUUGCAAAGAGUAUGUGGAUGAUCUGAGCAAAAUACCCGAAGUGAUUCUGAAGGGUGCCGGCGUUAGUCUUGUUGUCAUUGGUCAAUCUGCUCAUCAUCACAUACAGCCUUUCUGCUCAUUGACGGGAUACGCUCAUGAGAUCUACGUUGACCCCAAGAGGAUCAUUUACCAAAAGCUUGGGAUGAAACGUGAAGCGAAGUUUACAGACUCAGCCCAGCCCAGUCCUCAUGUGAAGUCUGGUGUAUUUAUGGGUCAAAUGAAGAGUUUAUGGAGAGCCAUAACGAGUCCUGUAUUCGACUUCCAGGGGGAUAUUUAUCAGCAAGGUGGUGCCAUCAUUGCAGGACCAGGCCCUCAAGUCCAUUUCUUACAUUUUGAUGCAAAUCAUCUUGACCACAUGCCUAUCAACUGGCUGCUGCAGCUCGCCGGAAUUGAAGUCACUUUAAACUUCAGCAAACAAGCAAAGGUUAUCCAUGUGUAGCCUGCCGGCACGCCCAAAGUGGCACCUUUUGCAUCUACUUUGCACCUACAUUGUUGCGUAAAUCUGCUGUUUACAGUGUUAUUUAUUUUUGUUUACAGUGUACUUACUGUAAGUGUACUUACUGUAAUUAUGCCCUUUUCAGCCGGCAGAACAGUUAAACAAACGCAAUGUGUUCGCUCACUUCAGAAGCUGCCUGCAUGUAGACGUUCCUGCAUCACAGUCAACCCCCCCCAGUCCUGCCCCUUAAAAGCACAUAUCUAACACAGUCACUACAACAGAUUAUAUAUAUUUUCUA